Messenger RNA from Ostrea edulis (European flat oyster), 8547 nucleotides. RefSeq lists its product as uncharacterized. NCBI's taxonomy places the organism in Eukaryota, Metazoa, Mollusca, Bivalvia, Ostreida, Ostreidae. The coding region runs from base 528 to 3146 and encodes 872 amino acids. The record is from RefSeq and is a predicted model, not a curated record. The transcript is spliced from 9 exons. Gene Ontology annotation, cellular component: nucleus.
AAAACUGGUGUGUGUCAUCUAUAAACCUCAGUCUAUAUCUUCACCAGCAACCCUAUGCAACCCAACAAUAGUAGAAAAAACGAAGUGACACGGUUAGAUUUAAUUUAACACACGUGAAAAAUAUGCGAGUUGACGAAUCACCUACUUGCUUGAAAACAAAGGGAUAAGACUAUAUCAAACAAGCGUGUCACAUGGAAAACCAAGUAUUAUACAUUUCCUAAGGUCUGUCUCUGGCAAUUAAUGACAUAAAAUCGAAAGUGACACAGCUAAUUAAGCCAUGAUACGCUCAUUUACGUACAUUCCCAUUACUUACCAUUGAGUCCGCCAUAUUGGAUUUUGAUCAGUGGAAGAAUCCAUUCGACAGUGAGUGCCUGGCCUUCGUGCUUGCACAUCGGAAGGCCUCGGGAAUCAGGAUACGCGCCAUCAGGAAAGUUUUAAAAUACCUAGGCGGUGGUAACUUGGGAAAUAAAUUCUAGUUCACUUAAGCUACUAUCCAGAAGGAAUUUUUCUUGUUAAAUCUGGUACACAUGGAAAGUGAUAGACCUAUAAAGUGCGGCUUUUGCCACCAAGGAACUGAAGUAGAAUCUGUCUGCGGCAAGUUACAUUAUGACAACAAGGAUACAGCUGCCCAUCACAAGUGCAUGCAAUAUUCAGCUGAUCUUGUCCAAUACAAGUUUGACAACUUUGGUGGAUUCAAGAUUGACAAAGUUGAAAAAGAAAUCAAAAGAGGAAAAAGAUUGAAAUGUUCAAUAUGCAAGUCGGACAAGAGCAGGCAUGGAAAAUGGACAGGUGCCUCGUCAGGAUGUGCUAUAUCCAACUGCUCAAAAACAUUUCACUUCUACUGUGCCAAACUGGAUGAUGUGGUUGUCACGAAGCGCAUGGAAGUUAGAUACGUGAAAGAAAACGCUACUGUUGUGAUGUACAGAGUAUUUUGUGGAGAAGCACAUUAUGAACAAUUCAAAACAAACAAAGGUGCUUUGAAACAUCAGCAGAAACAGUUAACUAUGAACUGUUCUGAUGAGGAAGGAGGAAGUGGGGAUGAAGAGCAGGGUUUUGAUGUUCUACCAGACAGUCUGAACACACAAAUGGAUGAGGACAUAUUAAUGAUGAGCCAGUUGUCACCAGGUCCUGAGGAGGAGGAGGAGGAGAACGACAGCGAUAAUGAAGAGGAGGUGCCUGCUGAUAAAAGCAAAAAUAACUCAAGGGUAAAAGAAACAGUAAAAAGUAAUGAACAGCUUCUGACAAAGAAAGAAAAUAAAUUGACUAAUAUCAGGAACUGGGAAAAGUGGACAGGGGCACAAAAAAGAAAUAGCACCCAGUUUAGCAAAGAACAAAAGCAAGAGGAAGAAGAGAGGGAUGACAGUUCAGGUGUGAGAGAUGAUGAGCAAAAUUUUGAUGAAUCAAGUGAAUCAGAGCUGGAAGAUCCAUUUUGCACAAAAUCAGCUAAAGUAAGGAAUCAAAUUGAUGAUUUUGACAAUGGAAAAUCGGAUACAGCAGAGGAUGUGAACAAAUAUAAUGUAAAAGGUGUUGAUAAAUUGGCACGAGAGGGUAAAAUGGCUGUUGGGAGGAAGACUAAAAACAGUGAAAGCAUUGUAAGGAAAGGAAAUCUAGAGACUGCCAAACAACAGAAAACUCCAGCUACAGCGGACAGUAUUAAAAGUCGUGAAACACCCAAACGAAUGGCAUCUUCUGUAGCAAAGAAUAAUGUUAGAGGAAAUAACCAAAAACUGGUUGGGCAACAAAGGAUUAUUACACAAGCAGAGCUGCAUGUGACAUCUUCCCCUUCAUCACUGGAUGAGAUGAACAUGGAAGAUCGUGCAACAAGUAAUGAUCAGGGUCACAGUUCGGAUGAGGAGUCAGUCAUGAUGAAUGACAAUCUCAUCAACACCCCUGUACCAAUGACAAAAAGUAGUCCAAACAACUCCCCUGUACCAAUGGCAAAAAGUAGUCCAAACAACUCCCCUGUACCAAUGGCAAAAAGUAGUUCAAACAGCUCCCUUCCAUUGGACGAGUUCAGCUCUGAAUCAGAAUGGGAAGACAUAAAAUUUCCUGAUUGUGCCUUAGCCAUCACUAGCACAACAAAAGUAUGGCCAAUACAGAAAAAUAUUAUUAUUCAGAAAGCCAAAGAACUUUUUGAAGUGCAGAAUGUAGCCUUAUGGACUCAAUCAGACAGCUUUUCAGACCAGCUGAAUGAUGAUCAUCUUCCUCAUUUUAUUAAAAUUAUUGCAAACAUGUUGAGAGAGAAAAGAUUCAAGAACCUUGGCAAUUUGUUGACAGAAUGCAGCUUUCAACAUACCCAUAUGGAAUCUAUUAAACAUUUGCUGGAACUUCCCAAUAAAAUUGUUGACAAGAUCAGAGACUCUCUACUUACUGAAGUAGAGACACAGAUUUUGAAUGAUGAAACUGUUCUUUUCAUGGACACCAAAUUAAGCACAUUAUUUCUCAAGUUAAACGCCACUGUGGAUAGAGUCUGUAAGAUCAGAAACAAACUUCUCCCAAAUGCAAAGAAUUCAUUAGGUUGCCUUUAUGAGUGGACAAAGAAUACCGUGCCUAUUGUUCCCCUAAAGCAAACAGAUUUUGACAUGGAGUUGAAAAGAAUCAGCAGUUGGCUGAAAAAUGAAGGCUGGAAUGAGUGCGAAUUACAAAUUCAUCCUACCGAUGACAUUGUCCUUGCGCCAAUGGAAAACAGGGUCAUUAAAGAAUUAAUUAAAUGUCACAAAGCAGGAAAUACUAGUAAGAAAAACGACCAGAAGAAACUUAUAUUUGUGAGGGCCAUGGAUGAAAUGGUCAAUUGCAGCAAAUACCUUCAGAAACUGAUACUUUCCAAUGCCAACACCAAAGAAGUCCUCAUCAUUAGCCAUAUGACACCUUCCAUAACUCAGAAGUUUUUCAUACCAACAGAUCAAGUUGAAGGGGCAGAGGUACGAGUGAUGAGUGCCUUUAAGCCCUCCACAAAGCAAGGCAUAUCAACAAUCGUCAUCUGUGUCAGUUGUCAAAAGAGGAAUACAGGUCUGGGUCUCACGGCAGGUAGUGAAGAUGGAAUUACAAUUUGUCCAGAAGAUGAAGGUAUAGAGAAAAACAGGAAACGCAAACGUGUCUCUGUGAGAACCAGUACAGCUCGGUCCAAAUGUAAACGUAUAAAUUAGAAGUGAGUUUUCAGAACAAGUACACUUCAGUGUAGAUGUUUAAUAAGAAGUGUUUCUUGAGAACCAGUCAAUCCAAACAUACAUGAACUGUUUCUGGGAUGGCCAGUUCACAUCAAUCCAAAGGUACACCCAGAGACUAGAAAUUCUGAACAGACAGUCGGCCAGAUUUUGUCUUGUAAGAGUGGUCUUAAUGACCUAUAACAAAUUAAGUAAUUGGCAAAAUCGGAGGGAAAAGGUUCACUGCCAAAUCCAAAUCAUUCCAUUUUUAACCCUUGAAAUCUCAUCUGUCAUAGUUAUUCAGUCAGAAUACAUUUUUCAUUCAGCAAAUAUAUUAAGUAAGGCCAAAUAAAAUUGAAAUAAUGGUUCUCAGACCCGCGCACAUCUGUAUUGAGGUUGCCGAUUUUUCAAUAAAAUAAAUAGUUGGUAAAGCGCUUACUUAUGUAGAGGGGGGGGGGGGGAGCACACAUUCAUUCUGAUUUUCACAUUUUGCAGUCGGAAUUGUCUUGCAUCUUUGUAACUUCCGAAUCAUAGCCACUUGAGUUCAUAAGUAAAGGUUAUAUACAACUUCUUGGCUCAAUUCAUAAGGUUCUGUUUAGCUUAAAGUGACUGAAAAUUGUAAAACCAUCUGCACAAGUAUCAUAACCAUUUAGACUGGUGCUACUAAUUACCCAUAUUGACUUCAUUAUUCCAAAUCGUCAAGCAUCAAUGUUAAUGUUUGGAUACAAUAAGUCUAAGACAUAUCAAGAGCUGUGUAUAGCAUAAUUUGUGUACUGUAUUGAAUUAUUAUCUCUCAAAAUUAAUAUUUGAGCCUCUAAAUCGUUUUGGGUCAUUCAUCCCUUUUGGGUAUGUAGUGCCAUUGCAUGGUCAAAAUGGCUGUCAAAAGUGAAAGUACAGACGGUUUUACGCUUUUCAGUCACUUGAAGUUGGAGCUAUUACGGAACUCAUUUUACAAAUUGGGGCAAGAAAUUCGACUUAAAAUGAUACCUACAAUCUAUGUUAUUUGCUUGUUGCAAUACACAAACAUUCUAUGUAGUGGUACAAUGCCAGAACCCAGCUAAAAUUCAUUUGCAAUACUGCAUUAAUGGACAUUUUUCUGAAUUUGUUUCUGCAUAUCUUGGGGAGUAUACAGAAUUUCAGGAUGAUCUUUGGUAGUAAUGUAGAUUGUUUAUGUGUAAAUAUUCUAGAAUACAGAGAAGUUUAUAUCAUUUACUUUAUUGUUUUUCUCAUCUGUGAACUUUCAUGGGUACCCUAUAUAUUUAGAGUUCUGUCUCUAGUUCAGUUGACGAGGACAUAAAUUCUGUUGUUGAUGACCAAGAUAAAGUAAAGUUUAUUAUUCAGUUUUUGAACUUUUAUGUUUAAAGUUUUCCCCCGAAAUGUUCCGGACUUUUAAAAAAAAAUGCCUCCCUCAUCUAUUUUAUUGCUAAUAAAAAUGAAAAAUAAAAAGCCUUCCUCAUCUGUUUUGAGAAAAUUGGCCUGAGAACCAGAGAAUUAAUUUGAUGUGGCCUAAAACUACCUAUAUAUAUAUAUAUAUAUAUAUAUAUAUAUAUAUAUAUAUAUAUAUACCCACAGUUAUUUGUAAAUUACAUGGUAAACAUACAUAUGUUCAUGUUUCACACACAUUUAGAAUUCAGGUAAAGAAAAAAAUAUGUGAGGAAUGGAAGUUUGUACUGGUAAUAUGAUUACUUAACUUGGGCCCCUCCACAUAUUAAUGCAAUCAACAAUUCAGUUAAUGCAUGCAAUAAUUCAGAAUUGAAAAUAUCAUUAUUUAUUUGAAGAAAUCUUCAACUGAAUUGUUGUGGACAUCAAAUGAUUUGAUGACAUCUUCAAAUGAUUAAAGAUAUCUUCAAUUGAGAUAAUGUUGAUUUGGUGCUCUGUAUAUAUCAAUUUGCUAUCUAUAUAUAAGGCUGUACCACUAUUUCAGUUAUAAUAUUACUGAAUGGAGAAAAAAGUUUUGAUUCUCAACAUUUAAUUUCAUAUUAAAUUAUUAUUGUGUAUAAAAAUAUGGUUAUAGAUGUGAAAAUGUUACUCGAUCUACACAACAAUUUAGCAUACAGCACUACUUCUAGAUAUAGCAAUAUGUAUGUAACGCUGUAUAUUAACAUGUCAAUAAACUCGUACGGUGAAACAGAAGGGGACUAUAGGUUUCCUCUGUCAGUUUGUCCUACUUAGUUUUCCGCACUUUUUUCCCUCAUGCCAUGAUUUAGUAUGUGGUUUACUACUGUAUGUAUACAGAUCAAGUUAAAGCUUCGUCACAUUUGAGUAAAUUUUAAUAGAUUUAUGGGACUUUGUGCUGAAGAUAGUUUUUCGGACUCUUUUCCACUUGGAAAUCUGAAAUUUGAUGUCUGGUUACCCAAGAAGUAGAUACCUUGAAGUUUCACUUUUGACAGUUAUGAUUGACUUAUUUUAACAAAUUAUUUAUUUGAGCAAGUAUUGCUUUUUUAGCUCACUGGUCUGUAGAGUUAUCAUCAUGACUGCAGUGCCAAUGUGUCACACUUUUUUAGCUCACUGGUCUGUAGAGUUAUCAUCAUGACUGCAGUGCCAAUGUGUCACACUUUAAGGAAGUAACUGGAACUUUGGCUCCAUCUUUUGGAUAAAGGGGAAUAGGUUGGUUGGUUGUUCAUAGUUUAAUGUCCCACUUAAAAAUUUUCCCCUCAUAUGGAGACAUCACCAUUUGCCGGUGAAGGGCUGUAAGAUUUAGGCGCUUACGGCCUUUGAACAGGGAGGGAUCUUUAUCGUGGUACACCUGCUGUGACAGGGCCUUGGAUUUAGCGGUUUCAUUCGAAGGGUUUAGGGAUUUGAUAUUGCACAUAUAGAUGCCUCAUGACGUGACCUUUCUUUUGAUGCCAAGACUUUUGACCUAUUGACCUUGUACUUUGAUCUACUUUUCAAAAUCUUUAAGCUUCUAAUGACUAUAUCUUUUGAACCAAGGAGGAUAAGAUUUUGAUUAUUCAGAUAUAGAUGUCCCAUGACGACUUUUCUUUUGGUACCAAGACUUAAGACCUUGAACUUUGACCUACUUUUUAAAACUUUACCAUGGCUAUAUCAUUUUAGCUCACAUGAGCUGAAAGCUCAAGUGAGCUUUUCCAAUCACUUCUGUCUCUUUGUCCUUAAACUUAACAUUUUUGACUUGGCCAAUUUCUACCAAAGGUGGCAAAAAGCAUACAUGUACUUGGGUGAAGGAGAUUCCUUCGGGGUGGGAUGGGGCCACAAGGGGGAUCAUAGAAAUAUAUAGGCAAACUCAUGGCUCCCAGGAGUAGAGUAGGACUAUAAUAGGUAUCAAAGUUUUACAUCUGAGUAUAUGGAAAAUCUUUGAAAAAAUCUUUGUCAAAAACCACUGUACCAAAAGAAGUGGAAAUUUACACGAAAGCUCAAGUUUAUUCAAAUCAUGGCUCCAUGGGAGUAGAGUGGAGCCAUGACAGGGGAGAAAAGUGUUGUAUACUGAUAUAUAUAUGGAAAAUCUUUGAAAAUAUAUCUUGAUAUUUAAGCUUGGGCUUUCAUAUUUUGUUUAUACAUUCUUUACAGAAAUGUCAUGUGACCUUGACCUGGAAGUUUGACCUACUUUGAAUAAAAAUCUGACCUAUACAAUAUGGUCCUUAACUAUUUAAGGUAGAUCUUUCAUAUCUUGGGUAUAUAUUUCUUAUGGCAAGACCUUUCAUUUCAUUUCAUGGUCUUUGACCUUGAACUUGGGAGUUUUGAUUGAACAUUUUUAACUUCUUCUUGAUAACUACCCGUCCAAUUCUUCUCAUAUUUGGCAUGAAGCAUCUUUUGGACAAGGGGCACAUAAAUUGUAAAUUGCAAAAACUGCCCAAAAUUGACCAAUUUUCAAAAACCUUUUUAAGAAAUGCACGUUUAAGAAAAACUAAAUGCAUAGGGAUGUAGAGCAGGAAGGCCUCUACCAAAAUUGUAAAUUUCAUGAUCCCCAGGGUAGGAGUUCUGACCCCAGGGUGGGGCCAAACUUAGUAUAUAGUGUUUGUGUAAGUUUGCUGAUACUGUAUAAAAUAUAAAUGCAUACUUAAAGAUAGCAGAAAAGGAGGUACAAAAAACGGUGAAUUUCACAACCCAGUGUGACCUUGGAGUUUGACCUACUUUUGAAAACUUUAACCUUGCUAAUAACUUUUGAACAGUGAGUGCUAUAGCUUUGAUAUUUCACAUGAGUAUUUCUUGUGAUAAGACCUUCUGUUGGUACUAAACCUUUUGACCUUGGCAUUUGACCUACUUUUAAAAAUUUGACAUUGGUCAUAACUUCUAAUGGUAAAUAUUAGAGCUUUCAUCUUGCACAUGAGCAUUUCUUGUGACAAGAUCUUUCUCUUGGUACUAAGGUAUUUGUCCUUGUGACCUUGGCCAUCUUUGGAAUUGGCCAUUAUCGGGGGCAUUUGUGUUUAACAAAGUUUAGAAAAAGUUAGUUUUCAUACAUUCAACUAUGCAACAAUUUUUGGGAAAGUUAUGUUAAGAUUGUCAUUUAUGGUCUAAUUUUACAUGGAAAUAUUUUGGAAAAAUUUUCUGAAUAUUUUUUUUUUUUCCCCCGUUCCAUAGGCAACAAAUAUGUAGUGCCCACCCUCUUCAUGCACACUUGGAUCAUGGGAUGAAGGGGCCACAAUUUAAGGAUUUAAAGUUUUAAACAGGAAUACUUGUAUAUUGGAAAAAUGUUUUUUAAAUUCUUUUAGGAAUCCUUGGACAACAAUUUGUUGAAAUAAGGUUUACUGCAUGCAGACCAAGACCUUGGAAGCAGUGUGAAUUGGGAUUUUGUAACGAGAGUAUUUGGGGAAAUCUCAGAAUGAUAGAAUAACAAUUUAUCAAUGAUUACGCAAACAUCUUCAUAUUUUAUAAAUUGACAUGUGUUCAGUAGAUCUGUACAUAACAAUUGAGCUCACUCAGGUUGGUGUUGUUGUUAGUUGUUUCUGUGAAAUGAUGAUUGGAGUUCUUGUCUCAAAAAUAUGACGUUCUAACUCUCUUAUCUGUAGCCUAGCAAUAAUUUAGCAAACUUUCAAAGCAAAAUUGUUAUUUUGUAAGUGUUAACGAAGAAAGUGUAGUAUUAGAAUAGGUUUAAUACCCUGAAAGCAUAGUUUAGAAUCGUUUUGAUAAAUGUUUGGUAUUCUUGUACAAUUACUUAUGUAUUUUUUGAGAAAUUUUAUUUUAUUUUAUGUGUUUUAAUGCAUGUAUUUCAAUCAAAACUGUUGGGUACAUCUUUACAUUUUUAUGUAAGCUAGGUGCUCAACAUGCAAGUGUAUAUAUGAAAGGAUUAAACCAUACCAUAUGCAUGAAAAAUUUUUAAAAAAAAAUUGUAUUUCAUUAUCAUUUUAGUUGUAAGUUGGAAUUUACAUAGAUGUUUGUAUGGGCUUUAAUAUCAAUGUUGAAGAUAUUAUUUGUUUGAACUUUUGGACAUUAAAAGUUUAGUUGUGUA